Molecule: messenger RNA, 2085 nt
Organism: Stylonychia lemnae
Lineage: Eukaryota; Ciliophora; Spirotrichea; Sporadotrichida; Oxytrichidae
Source: the annotation of a GenBank genome assembly
AUGGGAGACGUUAUUAAAUAAGAAACUUACGAAUCUCAUUAUCAAUCUAUGCAUCAAGGAGAUAGAAUGUCAUCUAAUGUUUCAUUAGAUAAUGAUCAAAUUCUCUUGGACGAACUUGAAAUCCAGGAAAAUCAGUUCAAGGAUCCUAUGAUCUUAUAGUCUAUCAGAGAUGACAUUUUCAACCAGAUAGAGCAGAAUAUGCAAUCCGAGGAUGAAAAAGAAGUAGAAAUUUAAUUGACAAGAAAAGAAACUUAAAAGUACAUAAAGAAGGUAACUUAAACUGAGACGAAGUUGAAGGAUGAGGAAAUUGAUUAAGAGUCUUAAAAUUAUGAACAAAAUUUUGAGGAAUCUGAAAUAUGCGAUGUCAAUGACAUCAAUUAUGAGGAGAUUGAUUUGAAACCUUUUAUAAUGGCAGAAUAAUAAGAAUUCAAUGAAGAACUCAUGAAGGGAUUUAUUUUGAUUAACAUAAGUGCCACUCAUUGCAUUUUUUAAGCACUAUCUAAAAUCAUUAAGAUAUUAGAGGAUCAUAUUGACCAUCUCGUAUAAAAUGUCACUGAAGUCAACAGCAAGGAGGCAAAUCUAUUUAUUAUUAAAUAUAAGAAGCUUGAUUUAGCUGAGUAUUUUAUUUACUCUGCAUUCAAGGCCGAUCAUUCCUCGAUCUUCUUUUAAAAUGAGGAUUCAGAAGAUUGGAAAAUUUUGAAAAGUGCCUACUAAGAAAUUCCAAUACAACAGCCCAAGAGAUAUCUUAAAGAUAUAAAGACUGCAAUAAAUGGUAUUCAUAUGGGAGCUGCUCUAGUGAGUUAAAGUAUGAAAUCAGACAAUGGCUUUACAAGAUUUAUGAGGUCAGUGGGUUUCAUAACAUAUUACAAAUUAUAAAAAGGUAAAAUGGAGAGAAGAUUUGAUUAGUUUACUUCAGAUCCUAACAAAAAGCACCUUGGAAAAAUAUUUGAAUAUUUUGAUAGUCAGUUCGUAAAAAAUAUGUAUAAAAUCAACAUACCUAGUAUUCUGAUAAAGCAAAAGAUCUAUGUGCCAAUGAUGAUGCCUAAACUCAAGUUAGAGGAGUCCUAGUUUUAUGAGGAAAUCAAUUCUUCAAGAGAUAUUCUAACAUUUCCCAUAAGCGAAAAGUAUAACUAGAUUUAAGCAAAAGAUCCAAGCUAUAUAACUGAUAAAAAAUUAUUUGACAGGAAUAAAAUGGGAAUGAUAAGAAUUCUAAGUAGCACGCCGCUAGAUGUAGAUUUUAAAACUAGAAUAGUAAAGUAAAGAGAGAGACCUAGACUUUAAAAAAUUGCGUGUUGUCUCUGCUUUUACAAAAAAUAGUAACUGCCAAAAGAUCUGAUCAAAAUCGAUAAGAUUAUUAUCCAUAUUCAUGGAGGUGGAUUUGUUUCCACAGACUCUUGUUUGCAUCAGAGCUAUACUAGAAUGUGGGCUAACGAUUUAGGAGUACCAAUUUUUUCUAUUGACUAUGGACUAGCUCCAAAGCAUCCUUAUCCAGAUCCUGUGAAUGACUGCUUCUAAGCUUAUUUUUGGAUAAUGAAUUAUGCUAAAGAUUAACUUGGAAUUGAUCCUUAGAAUGUUGUACUUACUGGUGAUUCAGCAGGAGGGCAUUUAUGCACAGCAGUCGUUAUUCUUAGUAUUCUAAGAGGAGUACGAUUACCUACAGCAUUAAUAAUCCACUACCCUGCUCUAAUGUUAGAUCUUAAUACAUUUUAUCCUUCAACACUCAUUUCUUUCGAUGAUCCAGUUUUAAAUUUGGGAUUCCUUAAAUUCUGCUUCUCUUCAUUUGUCAAGAAUGGAGAAUCCAGUAAGAAUCCUUUAAUGUCUCCAGUAUUUAGUCAUGACUCAAUCCUGGAGAAAUUCCCUCCAACUAGAAUAAUGAUUUGCGAGUCGGAUCCAUUAAGAGAUCCUGCUUACGAACUAACUUUAAGACUUAAGAAAUUAGAUGUAGAUGUUGAACUUUUACUUAUGAAAGAUUAUAUUCAUGGAUUUGAUACUUAUGAUUGCAAGAAUGGUGUGAAAGAGUUUCAUCAUGCAACACUUAUCACUGAAAAAAUCUUUAGGGAUUUCCUUCAAUUAGAAGAGAUAUGA